GAGAUAUACCAUAAACCUAACCGCCGUUUAAACCCCACCCACGCUGACAUUGACCAUAACCUAAUUCUCGAAGGCACUGACUGCUACCUUUCGUAAUCACUGUAGGAAGCAACGAGAGCUUGGCUGCUUCAUCUAUGGCUGCUGCUGUAAAUGAUUCGGGCUUGGAAGCACUGGAGAAGCUUAAAUCAACGGAACCACCAGUUUUUCUAGCGCCAAGCUCGAUAUCUUCGGUGGCUCGUGUUGCAUCUCAGUACCUCUUCACCAAGUUGAAGCCUCACAACCCUAAGUCUCCUUUCGAUGAGCUCUUGGUUGAUGGUUUUGACGCGGAGCAGAUUUGGCAGCAGAUUGAUAUGCAGUCUCAACCUUUGUUGUCGAGUUUGCGACACGAAGUCAAGCGAUUUGCUAAAAACCCUGGAGAGAUUCGCAAGCUCGGAGAUUUGGCCCUCGAGGUUUCUCAUGAGGGUGAUGUUGAUGAGAUGGAUAUGGAUGGGGUUGACUCGGAUAAUGAGGGUGGGGAUGACGGGGAUGAACUAGAAGCUGACCAAAGCCAAGGAGAAGAGGAAGAGGAAGAGGAGGAUGGAGAAGAUGAAGAAGCUGAAGAGGAGGAGGAGAAUGGUGAAGAGAAUGAAGGAAUAGAGGACAAGUUCUUCAAGAUCAAAGAUUUGGAGGAUUUUUUAGAGGAGGGUGAAGCUCUAGAGUAUGGGACUACUGACUACAAGAACAAUAAAGGAGUUUCAAAGAGAAAUAACCAAAAUUUUAGUGAUGAUGAUGACGAGGACGAGGAGGAGGAUGAAGAAGAUGACGAGGAUGAAGAAGAUGACGAGUUUGGUGCUUUUGCUGGUGAUGACAAUGAAGACGCUGACAAUUUGGGAAAGGCCAGGUAUGAAGAUUUCUUCGGUGGUAAAAAGAAGGAGACUAAAAAGACGAUGAAACAUGUCUUUGAAGAUGAGGAAGCUGGAGAUGGAAACCAAGGCAAUGAAAAACUCUCUACCCAUGAGAAAGAACUGCUAAAGCUUCAAUCCAAGAUUGAACAGAUGGAGAAAGCAAACUUAGAUCCUAAACACUGGACUAUGCAGGGAGAGGUAACUGCUACAAAGAGGCCAAAGAAUAGUGCUUUAGAAGUUGAUUUAGAUUUUGAGCACAAUGCCAGGCCUCCUCCUGUAAUCACUGAAGAGGUCACUGCCUCACUUGAGGAUAUGAUCAAAAGCAGAAUCAUUGAGGGUCGUUUUGAUGAUGUUCAACGACCGCCUAGUCUGCCCACUAAAUCCAAAAGAGAAGCCAAGGAAUUGGACGAUAGUAAAAGCAAGAAAGGUCUUGCCGAAGUUUACGAGGAAGAAUACGUGCAGAAAUCAAAUCCAGCCUUCGCUCCAGCAACUUUCUCUGAUGAACUAAAGAAAGAGGCAAGCAUGCUAUUCAAGAAACUAUGCCUGAAGUUGGAUGCUCUCUCCCACUUCCAUUUUACACCUAAACCAGUAAUAGAAGAAAUGUCGAUACAGACAAACGUCCCAGCCAUAGCAAUGGAAGAGGUUGCGCCAGUGGCAGUGUCAGAUGCAGCAAUGCUUGCUCCAGAGGAAAUAUUUGCGGGGACAGGGAAGAUUAAGGAUGAGUCAGAGCUUACACAGGAAGAGAGGAAGAGAAGGAGAGCUAAGAAGAAGAGAAAGUUCAAAGCUGAAUCUGCAAAACAACCAGUGAAGAAGGCGCGGGAUACUAAUACAGAGAUCCAGAACUCCGUUGCAGGCAAUGAAUAAUGGUAAAAGAGUGGAGAGAGAGAUACAGCCGUGCAGAUACAAGGUCAUAAGAGUUCAGUCAAGAGCAGUGCAUUUUGAUUUAUGGAAAAAAAGAAUCUACUACACAAGGCCACUAAACAAAAGACUACUUGAAGAUUGGAUAGUAGCCAAGGGUUUUGCAUGUCAGAUAUAUUUGAAUCUCUCUUUUUUUUACUGUUUAAGGUGGAUAAUUUUGUUAAGACAAUCAUGAUGAAACAUAUGCCUUUGACCUUGAUAUUUAUGCACUUUUAAAGA
This is a messenger RNA of Raphanus sativus (radish), 2021 nucleotides long. Its product is annotated as M phase phosphoprotein 10. The transcript is spliced from 13 exons. Bases 135 to 1748 code for a protein of 537 amino acids. NCBI's taxonomy places the organism in Eukaryota, Viridiplantae, Streptophyta, Magnoliopsida, Brassicales, Brassicaceae. Gene Ontology annotation, cellular component: small-subunit processome; sno(s)RNA-containing ribonucleoprotein complex; nucleus. Gene Ontology annotation, biological process: rRNA processing. The record is from RefSeq and is a predicted model, not a curated record.